CUCGCGCUCUCGCCGCUUCUGCCGGCUCGCCCGGCCCCGCGCUCCGCCGUCUCCUCGCCGCCCGCCCCUCCGCCAGCCCCGGGGACCGCGCGGCCGCAGCCUGAGCCAGGGCCCCCUCCCUCGUCAGGACCGGGGCAGCAAGCAGGCCGGGGGCAGGUCCGGGCACCCACCAUGCGAGGCGAGCUCUGGCUCCUGGUGCUGGUGCUCAGGGAGGCUGCCCGGGCGCUGAGCCCCCAGCCCGGAGCAGGUCACGAUGAGGGCCCAGGCUCUGGAUGGGCUGCCAAAGGGACCGUGCGGGGCUGGAACCGGAGAGCCCGAGAGAGCCCUGGGCAGGUGUCAGAGCCGGACAGGACCCAGCUGAGCCAGGACCUGGGUGGGGGCACCCUGGCCAUGGACACGCUGCCAGAUAACAGGACCAGGGUGGUGGAGGACAACCACAGCUAUUAUGUGUCCCGUCUCUAUGGCCCCAGCGAGCCCCACAGCCGGGAACUGUGGGUAGAUGUGGCCGAGGCCAACCGGAGCCAAGUGAAGAUCCACACAAUACUCUCCAACACCCACCGGCAGGCUUCGAGAGUGGUCUUGUCCUUUGAUUUCCCUUUCUACGGGCAUCCUCUGCGGCAGAUCACCAUAGCAACUGGAGGCUUCAUCUUCAUGGGGGACGUGAUCCAUCGGAUGCUCACAGCUACUCAGUAUGUGGCGCCCCUGAUGGCCAACUUCAACCCUGGCUACUCCGACAACUCCACAGUUGUUUACUUUGACAAUGGGACAGUCUUUGUGGUUCAGUGGGACCAUGUUUAUCUCCAAGGCUGGGAAGACAAGGGCAGUUUCACCUUCCAGGCAGCUCUGCACCAUGACGGCCGCAUUGUCUUUGGCUAUAAAGAGAUCCCUAUGUCUGUCCCGGAAAUCAGCUCCUCCCAGCAUCCUGUCAAAACCGGCCUAUCGGAUGCCUUCAUGAUUCUCAAUCCAUCCCCGGAUGUGCCAGAAUCUCGGCGAAGGAGCAUCUUUGAAUACCACCGCAUAGAGCUGGACCCCAGCAAGGUCACCAGCAUGUCGGCCGUGGAGUUCACCCCAUUGCCGACCUGCCUGCAGCAUAGGAGCUGUGACGCCUGCAUGUCCUCAGACCUGACCUUCAACUGCAGCUGGUGCCAUGUCCUCCAGAGAUGCUCCAGUGGCUUUGACCGCUAUCGCCAGGAGUGGAUGGACUAUGGCUGUGCACAGGAGGCAGAGGGCAGGACGUGCAAGGACUUCCAGGAUGAGGACCACGACUCAGCCUCCCCUGACACUUCCUUCAGCCCCUAUGAUGGAGACCUCACCACUACCUCCUCCUCCCUCUUCAUCGACAGCCUCACCACAGAAGAUGACACCAAGUUGAAUCCCUAUGCAGGAGGAGACGGCCUUCAGAACAACCUGUCCCCCAAGACAAAGGGCACUCCUGUGCACCUGGGCACCAUCGUGGGCAUCGUGCUGGCAGUCCUCCUCGUGGCGGCCAUCAUCCUGGCUGGAAUUUACAUCAAUGGCCACCCCACAUCCAAUGCUGCGCUCUUCUUCAUCGAGCGUAGACCUCACCACUGGCCAGCCAUGAAGUUUCGCAGCCACCCUGACCAUUCCACCUAUGCGGAGGUGGAGCCCUCGGGCCAUGAGAAGGAGGGCUUCAUGGAGGCUGAGCAGUGCUGAGAACACCAAGUCUCCCCUUUGAAGACUUUGAGGCCACAGAAAAGACAGUUAAAGCAAAGAAGAGAAGUGACUUUUCCUGGCCUCUCCCAGCAUGCCCUGGGCUGAGAUGAGAUGGUGGUUUAUGGCUCCAGAGCUACUGCUCGCUUCGUCAGCACACCCCGAAUAUUGAAGAGGGGGCCAAAAAACAACCACAUGGAUUUUUUAUAGGAACAACAACCUAAUCUCAUCCUGUUUUGAUGCAAGGGUUCUCUUCUGUGUCUUGUAACCAUGAAACAGCAGAAGAACUAACAUAACUAACUCCAUUUUUAUUUAAGGGGCCUUUACCUAUUCCUGCACCUAGGCUAGGAUAACUUUAGAGCACUGAGAUAAAACGCAAAAACAGGAAUCAUGCCGUUUGCAAAACUAACUCUGGGAUUAAAGGGGAAGCAUGUAAACAGCUAACUGUUUUUGUUAAAGAUUUAUAGGAAUGAGGAGGUUUGGCUAUUGUCACAUGACAGACUGUUAGCCAAGGACAAAGAAGUUCUGCAAACCUCCCCUGGAACCUUGCUGGUGUCCAGAUGUCUGCGGUUGUCAGCCCCUUCCUUUCCCCGACCUAAACAUAAAAGACAAGGCAAAGCCCGCAUAAUUUUAAGACGGUUCUUUAGGACAUUAGUCCACCAUCUUCUUGGUUUGCUGGCUCUCCGAAAUAAAGUCCCUUUCCUUGCUCCAA
Messenger RNA from Pan troglodytes (chimpanzee), 2383 nucleotides. RefSeq names its product plexin domain containing 1 (gene PLXDC1). The coding region runs from base 172 to 1674 and encodes 500 amino acids. The record is from RefSeq and is a predicted model, not a curated record. The transcript is spliced from 14 exons. Lineage: Eukaryota; Metazoa; Chordata; Mammalia; Primates; Hominidae.